AUGUCUGAUAUUAAAGACCUUACCCAUCAAAACAUAGCAACAAUAUCUAACUUAUCAAGUUCGCAAAGACUAAACACUUCGCAUAACCAAAACCAAACUAUCCAAGAAAAUAACACCCAAUCACAAAACACGGUUCCCAUGCUAAUGGAUAUGGUAUCUGGAAACUUACAAACUGGCACCAACUCGGGUCACCCCAAUCUGGGCAACAAUAAUUAUCAACCUAUGAACAUACUAAAUAAGUGGAAGCAAUCUAACAAGUUAUCAUACAGUCAAGCAGUAGCUCAAAAAACAAUACGACCAGACAAUAACCCAAAUAAUUACUGGACCAAAGAAAUUACCAACGAACUUGAGAAAAGGAAAAAGGAAACCUUUGACUACAAUAUCUAG
Dentiscutata erythropus is the source of this 387-nucleotide messenger RNA. Lineage: Eukaryota; Fungi; Glomeromycota; Glomeromycetes; Diversisporales; Gigasporaceae. The record is from the annotation of a GenBank genome assembly.